AUUGGAAUUUUGCAAAAUUGAGAACUAUUACCGAGAAAUAGUGCUCGUGCAGCGUCGUUUGAGGUUAUGUUUACAGUGUGGAGUACAAUAAAAUAAUACAACGAUGUCGAAAUUAUAUUCGUCAUUUGAGUUUUACAUAACUACGCAUGGUCGAACGUGAUUGAUUAUCGGCGGUCAUGUGAAAACUCGACGCGACCUCCUUCAUAGUUUUACGUCGCGAAACAAACUCAAGGGACGCAAUAUCGUUCAGUGAUUGCAUGGUUCAAUCCCCAAUUCGAUUUGCUGUCAUUAAUCUGUCGUUAUUGCUGUCGAUCGGUGAUUUUUCACAAUGUUGGAGGGAGUAAAGCACGUGCUGUUAGUGCUUUCGGGAAAAGGUGGCGUCGGUAAAUCAACAAUCAGCACUCAACUGGCACUUGCCUUGAAGGAAUCGGGUUUUCGAGUUGGAAUCUUGGAUGUUGAUCUUUGUGGCCCCAGCGUGCCAUACUUAUUGAACUUGGAAGAAAAGGAUGUUCACCAGUCUUCUGAAGGAUGGAUACCGGUAUUUGCAGAUUCAGAACAGAAACUGUCUGUCAUGUCGAUUGGUUUUCUCUUGAAAAGUCAAAAUGAUAGUGUAGUCUGGCGUGGUCCUAAAAAGAAUGGUAUGAUCAAGCAGUUUCUAACUGAUGUAGUUUGGCAGGAUAUUGAUUAUCUGAUCAUCGACACACCACCUGGUACUUCUGAUGAACACAUUACAGUUAUGGAGAAUUUAAGAAAUGCAAAUUGCGACGGUGCCAUUAUAGUAACUACUCCACAAGCAGUUGCAGUGGACGAUGUCCUGCGAGAAGUAACAUUUUGCAAGAAAACAGGAAUUCCUAUAAUUGGCAUUGUUGAAAAUAUGAGUGGCUUUGUUUGUCCUUCGUGUACAGAAUGUACCAAUAUAUUCUCUUCUGGUGGUGGAAUAGCUCUUUCAGAAAUGGUAAAGGUUCCAUUUUUGGCAAAGGUACCUAUAGACCCGCAAGUCGGCAAGUUAGCAGAAAAGGGACAAAGUAUCCUUGUGACAUCACCCGAUAGUCAAGUUGCACAGGUGUUUCGAAAGUUAGUCGAAGAGCUCACCAAAAGUAAGGAAGCUUAAAGACAAAGAGUUUACCAGCAAUGUGUGUGAUUUUUAGCGUCACAUGUAUGUUUGCUCUUGCGUUGUUACUGUUAUUUUUAUACAGAUAAACUUAUUUACAGGAAACUGUGUAUAAAAACAUCUAAAAUAUACCUGUUUUUAUAAUGUAUUAUAAUGUAUAAUUGCAAGUAAUAAAUGAUAUUAUUUUA
Messenger RNA from Nylanderia fulva, 1299 nucleotides. It is a transcript of the gene Nubp2, whose product is annotated as NUBP iron-sulfur cluster assembly factor 2. Gene Ontology annotation, biological process: iron-sulfur cluster assembly. Gene Ontology annotation, molecular function: ATP-dependent FeS chaperone activity; 4 iron, 4 sulfur cluster binding; ATP binding. The record is from RefSeq and is a predicted model, not a curated record. Lineage: Eukaryota; Metazoa; Arthropoda; Insecta; Hymenoptera; Formicidae. Gene Ontology annotation, cellular component: cytosol.